This is a messenger RNA of Cephus cinctus (wheat stem sawfly), 3054 nucleotides long. RefSeq names its product longitudinals lacking protein, isoforms H/M/V. The coding region runs from base 466 to 1983 and encodes 505 amino acids. Gene Ontology annotation, biological process: regulation of transcription by RNA polymerase II. The transcript has 6 exons. The record is from RefSeq and is a predicted model, not a curated record. Lineage: Eukaryota; Metazoa; Arthropoda; Insecta; Hymenoptera; Cephidae. Gene Ontology annotation, molecular function: protein binding. Gene Ontology annotation, cellular component: nucleus.
UUCCCUCUCUCUCUCUCUCUCUCUCUAUCUCACUGCUAGUUAAAUAUAUAGAACGUAUACAUAAUCCAAUAUAUAAAUUUCUACACGUGCACAGUAUAUGACGCGUGGAAAGUUCGCCUAAUUUUGUCCGGUGCCACAGGGACGUAUUAAUAGACACCUAGUGAGGGUAAUGCAUACACGGUCUCACUAUGCCCAGAGUAAGGAAGACGCAGCAUUGAUUAUCUAUCUAGUUAGAGGGAUACAUUGGAUCAUAAUACAGCGUGGGAUAUUAGAUUCUCGGCUUCUUAGUCACACGAGUCACAGUCCUUAUUAUUAGAAUCACACGCAAAACAUAUUCGCAAGAUACGCUCCUCCAUGAAUGUUGGAUAUUAGCACUGGGUUCACUGUCUAUACUCCGUUGAAGCUAACGCACUGUUGUUUCGUUGCGGUUCAUGAAAAUGCUUCAGUCUAAUACAAGAAUUAAGAAUGGGAGAAAAAACUUUCAAUCUCACCUGGAACAAUCAUCUGGCUAACCUCUCGGGACUUUUUGAGGGUCUGUACAAAAGUGGUUCUCUUACCGAUACCACCCUGGCUUGUCAGGGUGGUAUGUUAAGAGCGCACAGACUGGUCCUGGCUGCUUGCAGCCCUUAUUUCGAGAGAGUCUUCAAGGAGCACUAUGGCGAACAGCCAAUACUUAUAUUGAAAGGAGUGGCCGUAGAAGAGAUGGAAUGCCUUCUGGACUUCAUGUAUAGGGGUUCGAUAGACGUGGCAGAAGAGCACUUACCAUCCCUUAUAAAAACCGCUACGGAUCUAGAGAUUCGCGGUUUAUCCGCAUCGCUCGACCAUAGAAACGAUACCAACCACCCUCACACGAGGGUAGACAACAGAUCGCCAAGAUGCCACAUAGAAACUCGAGUUCACAAAACGGAAUACAGUAGAAAAGUUUCAACGAACGAUCCAUAUUUAUCGAAGCAAAUUUUAUCUGGAUCUAUAGAGCAUCAGGUGAAGGUAGAAGAAAUAGAGGUAGAGGAUGAUCCAAUGGUCGUCGAAGGUCAUGAGGAUAAUUUUGAAACCCCCCUACCACCGUCCGAAGAACAAAUUAGACAUAUACCACCGCCGAUGUUCACGCGUGAGACCAGAUUCAAAGGACAGAAACGCGUUUCCGUGGGUAGAUCAUCGAAAUCAAAUGAUACCGAGACCAAGUCUAGGGAUCGCACUUCCUUAAGGGAUACAAACCGCCCAGAAUCCUUCGAGGAUUCGAUCUCGGUGAGCACACUCAAGCAAGAACCGAUAUACAGCAGCAAUAUCGAUCCAACAGUACCAGCGAUACAAUUGAGAGAGGAUAUAUUCGAACAGGAGCGAGAAAGCUUGGAUUCACCAAGCUGUCCAGCCAGUGAACCAGUAAGAGCUUCCGGUACCAAAAGAAAGUCUGAUGGUAUCAAAAAGGCUAUCAAUUCCGGCACUUGUACCGGUUCUGAGUCUACCAAAGAGACAAGGACGUUUUCUCAGACUGACAAGUCUCUAUACAAACCAUUCUCCUGUGACCUUUGCACUCUCGCAUUUACAAGAGCAUCGCACUUGGCAAGGCACAGGCGAGUUCACACUGGCGAGCGACCAUUUGCCUGCACGUUGUGUCCACGUAUGUUCGCCAGGCAAGACAAACUGAAGCAGCAUCUGGACUCUCAUCUUCAAUGGCCCAAGAGAAGGGCCUUGUCGAAUAUCGGUAGCGGACAUUCGGUAGCAACCGGGACUGGCAAAGGAAAACGGGGCAGACCCCGAAAGGUUUCCCUGGAGCAAUCGGCAAUGGAGGAGAUACUGAAGUUUGGUGAAUUUAGCUCUCUGCUGAACAAGUCGCACCCAUCUGAUUCACCGUGCAAGAAGGAUACGGCAACGGACUCGCCGGAUCCUGAACAGGAGCAGGAGCAGGAUGAAGAUGAUUCUAUGAUGUUCAGAAAUACGGAUAACUAUGGCUGCCAAGUGGAAAACGGUCAGGAUAUUAUUUAGAUAAUGGCAAAAAGUGAUGGCGGUACAUUCGUGGGUAUUUCCUCCCUGUGAAAAUAUUUUUCUAUACGUCAAAAUUACUUGGAUUUUUAAUUUUACGUUGGAUUAUCCCUCUGCGGAAGUGUAGACCAAACAGGAAGUGCGUCUCUAUGUUACUAAAGACAAAGACAAUGGUGCAAGGGAUACCGAUGAAAAAAAAAUGGGGGAUGCUUUUACCUAAGAAUUUGAAUUACAUAUGGACACUAUAAAAUAUUAUCCGAUCGAGUAGACACCACUAUUCGUAUAUUAUUAAUCGAGCGACGGGGUAAAAAUAGUUGAAAGAAAAUAAUGAAGAAAGAUAUGAAAAAGACAACUCGACCAAUGUUAUGUUCUAGCUAAGACUGUACAGGCUCGGCUCGAGUGAGCAGAGCUUAAGAAAAUAAUGAAGAAAUAGUUUCGGAUAUUUUGUCAUACGCGAUUGUAAUACGUCAAGUACAAAUGUCCAAGCGCUACCAUACUGGGGAUUGAUCAAAAAAAGUAAAGCUAAAAACGACUAUUUGAGGGCAUGUGUAAUCUAUGAGAAUGACGUAUGUGUUUGGAUGGAGCGCGCGUGAAUUAUUUCUGAUACGGCGAAUUGUCUUCUGGAACGAGACUUUAUGCAUAUAGUAUAUUGAGUUUUGCAGUUACGUGCGAUUGGUUAAUUCGCCUGGAUACGGCUCCGCGAGAUCGUUACGAAUUCGGCCUUAAUUAUUCGCAAGAAAAAGAAAUUACUUAUUCUCUUAGUUAACGGUCGGCUGUUCGACUUAACGCUUAAGUUCGUUAUUGUUGUACAAAACUGAGUUUUGUUUGUUGAAUUAUUGUUGUUUUAUCGUUCGUCGCGGUAUAUUCUCGACCGUGUCAUUCAUUAAUACUUUAACGUAACGUGCAAUCUUUUUUAGUCAUAACGAACUUAUCUUAUUAAUAAGACACGAAUUGAAUAUCUUCAAUACCGAUCAAACUAUGAUUUACGUGCAAUCCCGAGAUUGGCAACGAUGCCGAUUUUCAUAUCGUAUUUGUAUAUUGUGUAGUAUGUGUAAAUAAAUUCUUAAAACAAAA